Rana temporaria (common frog) is the source of this 1231-nucleotide messenger RNA. RefSeq names its product AKT1 substrate 1 (gene AKT1S1). NCBI's taxonomy places the organism in Eukaryota, Metazoa, Chordata, Amphibia, Anura, Ranidae. Gene Ontology annotation, cellular component: cytoplasm. The transcript is spliced from 5 exons. The record is from RefSeq and is a predicted model, not a curated record. Bases 126 to 953 code for a protein of 275 amino acids. Gene Ontology annotation, biological process: negative regulation of protein kinase activity; negative regulation of TOR signaling; neurotrophin TRK receptor signaling pathway.
AAGGGGUUUAAAGAGGGGGAGUGCGCGGCGUACAGGAUAGGGCAGUGUGACGUUUGUAGCUGUGCGACCCCAGGGGUGAAGAGUGAGGACUGCUGGAGAGUGACAGAGUGAAAUAGAUCUCAAUCAUGACUGACAUGGCGGACAACCACAAGGAGGCCUGGGAAGCCUUGAUCAAUGCCGCGGACAAAUACCGCACACAGACUGGAAACGACAUUGUGCUAAUAACUGCUUAUAAAACAAAGUUUGUGCCCCCUUAUGGCUAUCAUGUUCACGGCAAUGGGGUGCUCCUAGAGGCCACUCAGCGGUACGUUGAUGACAUUGCUGUAGUACAUAAAACCACUGCUUUUACCAGCCCACUACCCAUCACAAAGACCAGCACAGAGGCCACUAGUGGCAGACAGAACUCUUACUCUAAGAGCUACCCUUCUAUCUAUGGCAAGGAGGGCAUCCCAACACUGGAGGACAAUGAAAGACCAAAGACCCCAGUUCAACUACCUGAGCCGCUGCCACUCCUGAAUCCACCUGAAGAGGAUUAUGAUUGCAACAAGCAGAGCCGCCUGCAUAAGAUGGACAGUGACCUAAGUGACUCGACAGGGCUCUUUAUGAUGGAUGAAGAAGACAUCCCCGACUGUGAACCUUUCUGUGAAUCUGACCCAGAAAGCACAGAUGAUGGAAGUAUAACUGAAGAUGUUCCUGGGCUACCUCUGCAACAGCGCAAUCUCCAGCAGUAUGCCAAGUCUCUGCCCGUCACUGUGCCUAUAUGGGGAUUCAAAGAGAGAAGACCAGCUAACCAAGCUUCUGAUGAUGAAGGGGCAAAGUUUCCAUCGCCAGAUCUAGACCGGAUUGCUGCCAGUAUGAGAGCUCUGGCUCACGACGACACCCAGCCAUUUGGGGAUCUGCCUCGCCCGCGCCUGAAUACCGGUGACUUCCAGAUGAAAUACCGGAAAUACUAAGACUAUAGACUAAAUGAAGCUGAAGCCCACCUGCUCAAUGGGUGUGAUACACUACUAAAACUUUUUUCUACAAGAAUAAAAAUCGGCAAAAGAAGCUUGAAAUUUGGAAACUUGCCACCCAUUAGGAGGCAGACUGGUUCACUUUCUAAUGUGGUAGUAAACGUUUGUUUAAUCCUUUUAAUUUUUUUUUUUCGACCAGGCCUGACAAACAUGGGUACCCUAAUUGUCAGAUUUUUACCCCCUACUUUUUAAAUCUUACCUCCAAUAAAAGAGGAAUA